AAAAAAUCAAAAAUGUUAGUAAGAGGAAAGGGAGGCAAGGGAUUAGGAAAGGGAGGAGCAAAACGUCACUGUAAGAAGCUAAGAGAUAACAUCCAAGAUAUCACCAAGUCUGCUAUUCGCCGGUUAGCCAAACGUGACGCUGUGAAGCAUAUCAGCGGGUUGAUCUAUGAGGAGACACGUGGCGUUUUGAAGAUAUUUCUAGAGAAUAUGAUUCGUGACGCUGUUACAUACACAAAGCAUGCAAGGAGGAAGACUGUAACUACCAUGGAUGUUGUUUAUGCUUUAAAAAGACAGGGAAAGACUCUCUAUGAUUUUGGUGGUUGA
Messenger RNA from Mercurialis annua (annual mercury), 324 nucleotides. Its product is annotated as histone H4-like. Gene Ontology annotation, molecular function: DNA binding; structural constituent of chromatin; protein heterodimerization activity. NCBI's taxonomy places the organism in Eukaryota, Viridiplantae, Streptophyta, Magnoliopsida, Malpighiales, Euphorbiaceae. Gene Ontology annotation, cellular component: nucleosome. Bases 13 to 324 code for a protein of 103 amino acids. The record is from RefSeq and is a predicted model, not a curated record. Gene Ontology annotation, biological process: nucleosome assembly. The transcript has a single exon.